AUGAAUGGGCUGUAUACUCCCAUCGCUGGGGACCUCACGGUGGCCAGCGACCCAUUCCGAGGGGCGUCCACCACUUUGCAGGAGCACCGGAACGAGGAGCUGCACGACCUGCAGGAGGCGGCCCUGACCAGGAAUGCCAAGCCCAAGCCCUCCGUAGUGACGGAGGGGCCCUUUGGGCCGGAUGGGGCCGCGUCCUGGCGGCGCCUCGUACGCCGCAAGUCGAUGCGGGAGGCUCUGGUGCUUGAGAUCAGCAGGCAGGCCAAGGAGGAGGAGGACCAGGUGAUGAGCCUGAUGAUUCGGGUGCGCCAGCGCUUUGACCAAGCCGGCGUGCCCAUGCAAGACGUCCAGAUCCGCUUCCGCAACCUGUCGGUGGUUGGCAUGGCGGCGGUCAAGCACCCCACGCGGUCAGCCAAGGGGCUGCUGCAGCUGCGGCACGCCCUCAGCGGCAUCCCCACCCGCGGCAUGCGGGAGGUACGUGUGCUGGACGGCAUCUCCUCUGUGCUGAAGCCAGGGCGCCUCACGCUGCUGCUGGGCCCGCCUGGCAGCGGCAAGACCUCCCUUAUGAAAGCCCUCUCAGGGCAGCUGAAGCGGGACAAGGGGCGCAAGGUUGUGGCCGACGAGCUGACCUACAACGGGCUGUCCUUUGGGGAGUUUGUGGUGGAGAGGUCUGCGGCCUACAUCAACCAGAACGACAUCCACUUUGGGGAGCUGACGGUCACGGAGACCCUGCGCUUUGCCGCGCUGUGUCAGUCCUCACGCACCCGCGUCCCCGCCGAGAAGCUGCUGGAGGAGAAGGAGCAGGAGCUAGGCAUCAUCCCAGACCCUGCUGUCGACACCUACAUGCGAGCCAUGGGCCAAGGCUACCGCCUGGCUGCCGACAUUGCCGUCAAGGCGCUUGGCCUGGAGGGAUGCGCCAACACUCUGGUGGGCAACUCCAUGAUCCGCGGCAUAUCGGGGGGGCAGCGCAAGCGUGUGACGUCUGGCGAGAUGCUUGUGGGGCCUUCCAAAGUUCUGUUUGCUGACGAGAUCUCCACCGGCCUCGACUCGGCAACCACCUUCGAGAUCUGCAACCGCCUGCGUGCCUUGUGCCACAUUGUCAGGAGCACGAUCCUUGUAUCUCUUCUCCAGCCCACCCCCGAGACCUACGGCUGCUUCGACGACGUCAUGCUUCUGUCUGGCGGUAUUCUGGUGUUCCACGGCCCUCGGGAGCUCAUCCUGCCCUUCUUUGAGUCCCAGAGCUUCAAAUGCCCCGAUGACAAAGGCGCAGCAGACUUCCUGCAGGAGGUCACCACCGGCGGCGAGCAGCGGAUGUACUGGGCUGGGAAGGGCGAGUACAAGUAUGUGUCGGAUGCUGAGCUGGCAGACGCUUACCGGGCCACCGAGACCGGCCAAGCCUUUGCUGAAGAGCUGAAGCUGUCGCCGGAGGAGGAGGUGCAAGGGCACGGCGAGCUGGCGGUGCACACGUACGGACAGGACCAGUGGACGCUGUUCAAAGCCUGCCUCGGCCGCCAGACCAAGCUGUUCAUGCGCAACAGAGCAUUCAUCGCGAUCCGCAUGUUAGGCUGCGUGCCAGCCAUGGGUGCCAAGUUCCCCUUGCCUGUCAGGAACCUUGCAGGAGGGCAGUGCAUCAUCAUGGGGGUCGCCGUCGGCACUCUGUUCUUGCAGCAGGGCCGCGACACACUGGCAGAUGCCCAGGCGAGCAUGUACUUGAGCGUCUCCUUCUUCUCCAUCAUGACCCAGUUCAUGGUUUCCUUUGCCGCCCCCGGCCUGCUCAUCGAGCGCCUACCCACCUACUACAAGCACCGCGACGCACACUUCCACCCCGCAUGGUGCUUUGCGCUGCCCGAGAUCCUGCUGCAGAUGCCGCUCAUCGCCACGGAAGCCACCAUCUGGACGGCGAUGAUUUACUUCAUGGUCGGCUUUGUCGUCUCUGUGCGCCUGCUGGUGUUCUGGGGCAUCAUGUUUGUGGCGGGCGUCUGUGGCCUCUCCCUCUUCUUCCUGCUCGCCGUCUUUGCCAAGACGAUCACCGUGGCGGCGGCGCUGCAGAACCUGUGCAUCCUGAUCUUCACAAUCUCUUCUGGCUUCAUUGUGAAUUUUGACGAUCUGAAUGGUCCCUGGAAGGGCGUGUGGUACGCCAACCCGGUCGCCUACUUUUUGCAAGCUCUGGCGGUCAACGAGCUGGAGUGCGAGAACUGGGACACCCCCGCGCGGGGCGACUCGGGCCUCACCCAGGGGCAGCUCUUCCUGGAGCAGCGAGGCUAUUUUCUUGGAUACCACUGGGUGUGGCUGGGCCUGAUCGUCUGGGGCAUCGGCUCCACCCUGCUCAACACCUCCCUCUUCAUGACAGUCUCCUCCUUCCUCACCACUGGUGGCCGCAAGCAGGUGGCAUUCAACAGGGCCAACGAAGAUGCCAGCUCAGCAACAGGCGGGAAGGAAGUAGAGAAGGAUGCCGCAGAGCAUGCCAUUGCUGCUGCCGGCGACGCCGAGGAGGGCGGCGUGGCGCCCUCUGGCGGCGGCGGGAAGUCUGCGCUGCCCUUCACCCCCGUGCGCAUGACAUUUCAAGACCUCAAGUAUUCGGUUCCGCUGCCCUCGGUACGCCCUGGGGCGCUGGAAGCACGGCUUGAGUUCCCCCGACAUGUGCUCAGCCAACCGCAAUGCUGGCUGCAGGGCUAUGAGUCCAUCGGGGCCGACGACGAUUCGAGCGACCCGCACGCCGGCCGCCUGCUCCUGCUCAGGGGCAUCAGCGGCAGCUUCCGGCCCGGCGUGCUGACCGCGCUGAUGGGCUCUAGCGGCGCGGGGAAGUCUACGUUGAUGGACUGCCUCGGCCUGCGGAAGACGGGUGGCAAGAUCACUGGCGACAUCCGCGUGAACGGCUUCCCGCAGCAGCCUGCCACCUUCAACCGUGUGAUGGGGUAUGCCGAGCAGUUUGAUAUUCAUGUGGCAGAGGCCACAGUGCGAGAGGCCCUCAUGUUCUCCGCACGCCUGCGCCUUCCAAAAAGCGUGCCAACCACCGCCGCCGAGGCAUUUGUGGAAGAGAUGAUGGACGUGGUGGAGCUUGGCCGCCAGCGGGAUGCCAUUGUGGGGCUGCCCGGAGUGAAUGGGCUGAGCGUGGAAAAGCGCAAGCGCCUCACGAUUGCAGUGGAGCUUGUGGCCAACCCGAGCAUUGUUUUCAUGGACGAGCCCACCUCGGGGCUGGAUGCCCGCGCCGCCGCCAUUAUCAUGCGCGCCGUGCGGCGCAUCACCAGCACUGGCCGCUGCGUGGUGUGCACCAUCCACCAGCCCUCCUGGGACGUCUUCAAGGCUUUUGAUGAGCUGCUGCUGCUGAAGCGCGGCGGCAGCACCAUCUUUGCUGGGGAACUGGGUACAGGGGCCUCCAACCUGGUCUCCUACCUCCAGCAGUUCAAGGCGGUGACCCCCAUCACAGCAGGCUACAACCCCGCCACCUGGAUGCUGGAGGUGACGUCAGCCCAGGUGGAGGCCGAGUCUGACCUGAACUUUGCCGAUUGCUAUGCCAUGAGCAAGCUGGCAGAAGCAAACGACAGGGCUGUCGCCUCCCUGCAACGAUCAAAUAAUGGUCUAAAGCUAGACGUUAAAACCGGGAAGUUAAGCUUGUGGAGGCUCUUCCCCACCUUUACCUUUACCUUUACCCUGCGUGAGCCGCGGGAGGACGAGACAGAUCUUCGGCUGCAAGACCUGGCUGCUGCGUCAGUGCUUGUGCAGACCCGGGAGCUGCUUCUGCGUGACUUCCGGCAGUACAACCGCCUGCUCAACUAUGUUGGCACCAGGAUGGGCAUCACACUCAUCAUCGCUGUGUUCUUCGGAACCGUGCUGGCGGGACAGGGUGACAACGCUUACACCUACAACGGAAUCUUGAACAUCAUGGGCAUGCAAUACAGCAGUGUCAUGUUCAUUGGCAUCCUGAAUGCAAUGAUGGUGCAGUCGAUCAUCUCGGUCCGCAGGACGGUGUUUUACCGUGAGCGUGCGGGCGGCACCUACCAGGUGCUCCCCUUCUCUGCGGCUGAGUUUUUGGUGGAGGUGCCCUACCUGGCGGUACAGGCAGUACUGUACUCCUGUGUGCUGUACUGGCUGGUGGGGUUCCAGGCCGAAGCUGGCAAGUUUUUCUGGUUCCUGCUCAUCCUGUUCCUCACACUCCUGGUCUGGACAUUCUUCGGCAUCCACAACGUCCAGAUCACUCCCUCGCUGGCCAUCGCCAAUGCAUUCACUUCCUUCAUGUAUGGCGUGUGGGACCUGUUCUGCGGAUUCUACAAGCCUCAGUCGCUGAUACCCAAAGGAUGGAUCUGGAUGUACUGGCUGGAUCCCAUCUCCUACACCCUCUAUGGGCUCGUUGUUGGCGAGCUGGGAGACAACGAGGACCUCAUGGCGGACCAGAGCCCGCCCAUCACCAGGCAGGCAUCUAAAAGACCAGGCCAGGCUCCUCCUAUAAAUCAUCCCGGGCAGCGCAGCCGGCGCCAUGCCGAGGCGGGGCCAAACACCUCGAGCAGCAGCGGCUGGUGGAGCGAGCGGCAGCAGCGCAGGCACGAUGCUUGGGACGACAGGAGAGAGGCGGACGAGCAGAUGAUGCUGGCCACCACACCGCAGCGGGCGGCGCUGCAGGCGGGGCAGCGGGCGGCAGAAAUCCAGCAGGUUCAGGCGCGGCUGGACAGCACGGAGCCACUGCGCUGCUGGCCCACAGCUGGCCGGCAUGACGGCACUCCUUGCUGUUUCAGGAAGACUGGAACCAUGCCGGCAGUGUAUCACGGCCUUGGCGGCGUGGCGGGCUCCCUCGUGGUGCCCAUUUUUGAGUGCGCUUUGCACGGCGAGAAGAACGUCACAGCGCACCCGUUCCAGGUUGGCUGCGUGCCCAGCAGCCCUGUGAUCAACACUGUCUACCUCUCAGAAGAUUUGGUGGAGAUGUUCCGGCUGUUGCAGCUCAAAGACGGCGUUGGUGGGCAUGGCUUCGUGGAGGUUCACAACCUGAUGGCAAAUCGCCUCGACCCGCAGUACGGCCACCAACCAGCCACCAAUACUUGGUUACAGCUUAAUGACGAGAUGUUGCAGGAGGCUGCACACAAUGUGGGCGUCUGGCGGUCAUACGUGGCAGAGUUUGUGCGAUGUGCCCAGCUGCUGGACACCAGCGACCCCUUUGGCGAUUGCUUCAUUUGUGCCAGUACGUUCCGCGCCGCGCUGAACGACGGAACCCUUAUUGGGCUGUACCGCCUGGCCGUGAUGCUUGAUGCCUGCCUUAAGCCCUGCCACUUUGCGAUGGCCGGCCGCUCGCAGCCACAUUGCCCCAGUAUUUACACUUUUCUGGCUGCUGUGGCAAGGGGCGUGAUCAGCGACUUCGAGUCGGGCAAGCUGAACAGCGAGGCGCAGCAACGCUGGGCCGAGCAUUGCGCCGCCAGCGAGGCGAGUGGCGCCUGCAGCAGCAAUCUAACAUGCAGCCGCCCCUCUGCUAGCGCGCGCGGCGUGGUUGAUGUGUCUGGUUUAGCGGGCGUGUUCUGCAACCAUUGCGUGGCUGGGCGCGAUGCCAUGCUGGCAAUGCGCACUCCCGAGCAGUGGGAGUACCACAUCCGCACUUUCACCAGCGUGUUGCUGCGCCGGCCAGACAUCGCGGACGCCUACAUCGACAUCGGCUGCCGCCUGAAAACGAGCCUGCUAGCGGCGCUGCAGCGCCAUGUGGACGCUGGUGACCUGGCACCUGGGGUUUUGGAGAAGCUGAAUGUGAUGGUGCCGUGGAUGCAUGCAUUUGACCAUGACGUGCCCUGCCAGCUGCAGUUCAGCGGCUUGUACCAGGUAUGA
Messenger RNA from Chlorella variabilis, 5799 nucleotides. RefSeq lists its product as hypothetical. Lineage: Eukaryota; Viridiplantae; Chlorophyta; Trebouxiophyceae; Chlorellales; Chlorellaceae. Gene Ontology annotation, cellular component: membrane. Bases 1 to 5799 code for a protein of 1932 amino acids. The record is from RefSeq and is a predicted model, not a curated record. Gene Ontology annotation, molecular function: ATP hydrolysis activity; ABC-type transporter activity; ATP binding. The transcript is spliced from 39 exons.